This is a messenger RNA of Lutzomyia longipalpis, 1287 nucleotides long. Its product is annotated as ornithine decarboxylase 1-like. Bases 1 to 1287 code for a protein of 428 amino acids. The transcript is spliced from 2 exons. The record is from RefSeq and is a predicted model, not a curated record. Gene Ontology annotation, cellular component: cytoplasm. NCBI's taxonomy places the organism in Eukaryota, Metazoa, Arthropoda, Insecta, Diptera, Psychodidae. Gene Ontology annotation, molecular function: ornithine decarboxylase activity.
AUGGAUUACAUACUUUGCAUUUUGAAUAAGCUAAAGUUGCAAAGGAAUAGUGAAAUAAUUCCAUUUGAAGGAACUCUCGAUGUGGACAAAAUAUUUAGGAAGGAACUAUAUGAAUCUGAUAGUGGUGAAGUUCAGGAGGAAGCCCUUUAUGUUUGUAAUCUCUCCGAUGUGUUGCGCAAGUUUAUCAAUUGGCGCACAAAAAUGCCAAGCGUGAAGCCAUUCUAUGCUGUUAAGUGCAACGAUGAUGAUCACAUCAUUCAGUUGUUGGCACGUCUUGGAUCUGGCUUUGAUUGUGCCUCUAAAAGUGAGAUCAAAGCAGUCCUCAAGCACAAUGUCUCGCCUGAUAGGAUCAUCUUUGCAAAUCCAGCAAAGGCUACGAGCCACAUUCGCUAUGCUGCAGCCACAGAGACAAGCCUCAUGACCUUUGAUUCAACAGCGGAGCUUGAUCGUAUUUAUAGGAUCUUUCCAGCUGCUCAGCUCGUUCUGCGCUUCAGGUGCGACUCAAAGAAGGCUCUCUGUUCAUUAGGCGCUAAGUUUGGUUGUGAUCCUUCCACAGAGGCUCAUUUUCUGCUCCUACACGCCAAGAAUUUAAACCUUUCCGUUGUUGGAGUUUCCUUUAUGGUCGGCAGUGGAUGUGGGGAUCCUACUGCCUACAGCGAAGCCAUUUCAAUUGCUCGAGAGCUCUUUGACUACGCCCUUGCCUUAGGCUACCACUUCCGACUUUUAGAUAUAGGAGGUGGUUUUCCCGGGGAUACAAUAACAGACUUUGAACCCUAUGCUGAUGCUGUAAAUGCCGCUCUUGAAAAAUUCUUUCCUCAAACUGAUAUAUUCUUUGGUUCUGUUGAGGUGAUUUCCGAACCAGGAACGUACUUUGUGGAAUCAGCCUGCACCGUAGCUACAACAAUUGUAGCAAAGAAUGAAAUUUUUGAUUCAGAAAGGAAGAAAGUGGAGCAUGUUAAGUACUACGUCAAUGAUGGAAUUCACGGAUCCUUUAAUCUUGUUUUUUUCGGUUACAACUCAUUCUACCCUCGAGUUUUAACACGCCAGUUGUUAAUUGAGGAAGUUAAGAGACCUCUCAUUGAUUGCUCCAUUUGGGGCCCUACGUGCAACAGCCUGGAUAAAAUCUGCGCUAAUCUCUCAUUGCCAAAUCUCGAAGUUGGGGAUGUGCUUGUUUUUCCAAAUGUAGGAAAUUAUAGUCUUGUCUUUGCCACAAACUUCAAUGGCUUUCCCAAGGCGAGAGUUCUCUAUUUUGCUGACAAGGACACCCUGAGAAUUCUUAGAAAUUAA